AUGCGACGCUGUGAAAACGGGGCGAGCGGCGCGGCGACACUGCGUGCGGCGGGGGCGGAGGCGGGGGCGGAGGCGGAGGCGGCAGCCGCGGGGAGGCGCGGCCGCACCUGGCCGAGCCGGCGCGCGCGCGCGGGCCGCCGCCACGGCGCCGAGGACGCCCGCUACAUACACCUCAGCUUCCGCCUGCUCGCGCACCUCGCCUCCUUCGAGCAGGACCUGCAGAGCGAGAUCGAGAGCCACCGCGAUGUGUUCGCGUCGCUCAACGGGACGGGCCGCAAGCUGCUCAGCAGCCUCGCCUCGCAGGACGACGCCGUCAUGCUGCAGCGCCGCCUCGACGAGAUGAACCAGCGCUGGCACCACCUCAAGGCCAAGAGCAUGGCCAUCAGAAACCGACUGGAGAGCAAUUCAGAGCACUGGAACGCGCUUCUGCUGUCUCUGCGCGAGCUCAUCGAAUGGGUCAUCCGCAAGGACACGGAGCUCACUGGACUGGGCCCCAUAGGUGGAGACGUGCCCAGCCUUCAGAAGCAGCAGGAUGACCACCGCGCGUUCCGGCGCCAGCUGGAGGACAAAAGGCCGGUGGUGGAGAACAACCUGCUGAGCGGCCGGCAGUACAUCGCCAACGAGCCGCCGCUCUCAGACACCAGCGACAGCGAAGCGGGCCGCGAGCUGGACGGCGACUCCCGCGGCUAUCGCAGCGCGGAGGAGCAGGCGCGCGAGCUGACUCGCAGCAUCCGCAGGGAGGUGAACAAGCUGUCCGACAAGUGGAACGCGCUCAUCGACCGCUCGGACCAGUGGCAGCGGAAGCUCGACGACAGCCUGGCGAAGAUGCGGAUAUUCCAGAAGAAUAUGGAUGACUUGGUUAGUCGUAUGACUGCUGCAGAAGCAAUUCGGAAUAGCUGGCAAGUUCCAGUUGACAUCACAGAUAUUGGUGAAAUGCUUGAACAGCUACAGAAAUUUGGUGAACGCCUUGGCCCAAUACAAAGGACAAUAGAUGAUGUAAAUGACCAGGCAGCUAUAUUCUCAGCUAAUAAUGUUCUGGUGUCACCAAUUUUCUUAAGUCGCCUUGAAGAUCUAAAUGGCAGGUGGAAAGUUCUUCAGAUAGCUGUGGAUGAACGUUAUAAGCUGCUCAAUGAUUUUGGAAAGGAAGGAGCACCACCUAAUCAGGCUUUCCUGGCAGCUUCUGUGGAGGCACCGUGGGAGCGUGCGAUCACUGCGAACAAAGUGCCUUAUUAUAUAAACCAUCAGUUGGAGACUACACACUGGGAUCACCCCAAGAUGAUUGAACUCAUGAAUUCUCUGACAAAUCUAAAUGAAGUUCGAUUCUCUGCAUAUAGAACAGCAAUGAAACUCCGUACUGUUCAGAAGCGCCUCUGCUUGGAUCUCCUGAACCUGUCAUCAGCACUUGAUUCAUUUGACUCACAUGGAUUGAGGGCCCAGAAUGACAAACUGAUAGAUGUUCCAGACAUGGUUACUAUCUUGUCAUCAUUAUAUGACCUAAUGGCAGCUGAUAAUCCAACACUGGUGAAUGUUCCUCUUUGUAUUGAUCUUGCUAUAAACUGGCUGUUGAAUGUGUAUGACAGCCAACGUACCGGCCAAAUUCGUGUGCUGUCUUUCAAGGUUGGCCUUGUCCUUCUGUGCAAAGGACACCUUGAAGAGAAGUAUAGAUAUUUGUUCAGGCUUAUUGCUGAUCCUAAUCGGCAAGUAGACCAACGGAAAUUGGGGCUGUUACUGCACGAUUGUAUCCAGGUACCUCGACAACUGGGAGAAGUUGCUGCCUUUGGUGGAUCCAACAUUGAACCAUCUGUGAGAAGUUGUUUUGAGAAAGCAGGAAAGGAGAGAACAACUAUAGAGGCUAUCCACUUCUUGAACUGGUUGCAACAAGAGCCACAGAGCAUGGUAUGGUUGCCAGUUCUCCAUCGACUUUCUGCUGCAGAAACAGCAAAACAUCAAGCUAAAUGUAAUAUAUGUAAAGAAUAUCCUAUUGUUGGAUUUAGGUACCGCUGCUUGAAGUGCUUCAAUUUUGACAUGUGUCAGAACUGUUUCUUUUCAGGAAGGAAGGCUAAGAACCAUAAACUUACACACCCCAUGCAAGAAUACUGUACAGCUACUACAUCCGGUGAAGAUGUCCGUGACUUCACACGUGCUCUACGCAACAAGUUCAAGUCUAAGCGAUACUUCAAGAAACAUCCGAGAGUAGGCUACUUGCCAGUCCAAACAGUUCUGGAAGGAGAUGCUCUGGAGAGUCCUGCACCAUCACCUCAACAUUCAACCCUCAGCCAGGACAUGCACUCUCGUCUAGAAAUGUACGCAUCGCGGCUGGCAGAGGUGGAAUUGCGAACCAGGAGUAAUUCUACCCCUGACUCAGAUGAUGAACAUCAGCUGAUUGCCCAGUAUUGCCAGUCGCUCAAUGGAGGUGAAAGUGUCCCAGUACCUCGCAGCCCAGUACAGAUUAUGGUUGCAAUUGACGCAGAGCAGCGAGAAGAACUCGAGGCAAUGAUAAGGGAACUGGAAGAGGAAAACGCGUCCUUGCAGGCAGAGUACGAACGUCUUCGUGCUCGCCAGACACCUGGGUCAACCCCAGAGGAAGCUAGCCAGAUGCCGAGUACUAGUGCUGGAGGCGCAGACAUGCUGGCUGAGGCAAAACUGUUACGUCAACACAAAGGCCGGCUCGAGGCUCGCAUGCAAAUUCUUGAGGACCACAACAGGCAGCUUGAAGCACAGUUGCAGCGUCUGCGACAGCUCCUUGAUGAGCCAAGUUCUGGUUCACCAUCAAAGACGGGAACCCUGCAGACACGAUCAGUUACUGCCUCCCAGCUGGCAACAGAUUCUCCAGCAAAACUGAAUGGUCAUUAUCAAGACUCUCCAGGUGGUCGCUGGGUUGAUGGUGGUAGGAGCAGCCUCGAUCGUGCAGAUAUGCGGCCUCCCCCACCCCCCGCUACACACAACAUGGCUUCAGCUUCUGCAUCCACUGCACAGAAUGUGGGUAAUUUGCUUCAUAUGGCAGGAGAUUUGGGGAAAGCAGUUGGCGAGCUUGUGACAGUGAUGACAGAUGAUGAACCACAUUUGGGCCCACAGGAUGAUGACAAUGAUAAUCAAGCUGACCAUGGUUCAGCUAGGCAGAAUAAAAAAUGACAUCAUUUUAAGACUCUGUAAUAAACGUUCAUAUCAGACAGCUAACUUUUAUAGCUGUCCAUGUCAGGGUGUGAUUUCCUUUUAAUUUUGUAAGUUAACCAAGGGCUGAUAAUCAAUCCAAUCAUUCAGUUUUAAUACAGUGAGAACUAAAUGUCCACUCACAAAGAAAUUUGGGAUGAAUUCUUUUUCACUAUUGCUCCAAAAUUCCAUAUUAAACUGAAAUCAGCUUUGCACAAAAUACAUCACACGCGAAAAAAUUAUUUAGUGUAGUGUUACAUACCUGAAUUAAUGUUGAACUUUGAAACCAAAACACAUCCUACGUAACAUAUCUUCAUGAAGGAAACAUAUGGUUCCUUUAUUAAUACUAUCAGAUAGAGUAAGUUUAAUCUUGUUAAUGUGUAACCACAGAUGUAUCUUUGUAAAUAAAUGACCAAAGUACUGCAGUCACUUAUAUAUUCAGUACAUAAAUGUGCACAUUCAAAAAUCAUAUAUAUUCAUAGUAACAUCAUAAUAAGGGAGACUUACAAACUGCUUUGUAAUAAUUUCAAAGUGAUCUAAAAUUGCACAAACUGGUAUUGUCUAACUUCUUUCGCUGUUAGGCCCUCCAUAGCGAUAUGCUGUAUGGUUCUAUGUAUGUUUGUUGCCAUUAGAGUAAUAAAUGUGUUAGCUUUUGAGAGAUAAUUGUUUGAUUGGAAAGGACUUUAUAUUGUCAUUGCAACUUGCAGUAAAUUUAAGUACAGCAGAGGAAAAGCUUAUGAAUAAUAUGUACUGAAAGAAAAAUUGAACAGAUGCAAACUCUGUAUGGUGAGAAAAUAAAUGUGGCACAAGCUGCUGUAGUGUUAUUAUUAAUUGCAGAAUGUAAGACAAAAAGAUUUGUGAAUUAUCUGCAGUGGUGGUUAUAUAGCACAUAUCUUCGAUGUUGACAUUUUCAUUGCCAAAUUGAACUAUUAUUUUGAUGAUAUUAUUUUAUUUUAUUAUAUGCAAGUCUUUCUCGAAUGAGUAGUGAAAAUAAUUCCCUCUAAUUUGCGGUAUUUCGUAGAAGUUUAAAGCUGUUGUUAUAAAUAUGGAAAUUAACUAUUCGUGUUUAGAAUCGCUUACAUACAAAACCCAAUAAUGAUAUUGUAAAAUGUUUCUAGUUAAAUAUACAAAUGGAAUUUGUUUCUUUCCCAGAUUAUAAUGAGUAAAACUACAGCUUUUGGUAUUUAUUCCUGAAAAAUAUACCUAUUCACAACAUAUCACCUCUAUGACUAUUUUAAUGAAACUGAAUAAAGUAUUACAUAUGUGAAUGGUACUAAUAAAUAUAAGUAACUAAUGCAAUGUCACAUCAUUUCUAAAAAAAGAAAUGGAAUAAUGGUACUACUUUUUUUGUAUACUUGUCCCUAUUGUAGUGUUAAUGUUAUUUUGACUAUGCAUGUCACAUCCACAUUUUCUCAAUUUUUACAUUUGUGCAUUUAAUGCCACUAUCAUAUUUUUCUGAAGUAGUAUUAUUCACUUAUACAGUUAUUGCCCUUCUGAGAAAAAUGGUAAAUAAAGUUAUGUACUGGCAUUAAUUCAGAGUUUUUGGUGAAGUGAAGCAAUCAGUCACAGUAGUUUUGAGGAAUAUAAGCUCUGGAAAAAGAUACAGGAUACUGGUCACUCCCAUAAGUUAGCAGUGGACAUGUUUAUUUGAACUGUCUCACAGCGACUAAUUACAAAUACUAGAUUUUUUUACCUGCAAUUGUCUCUAUGGAAUAUGUGGAUGUAACAUGCCGAAUGUGAUUGCUGUAGUAGUUUGUAAUGAAAACAAUUGACUGAAUACUGUAUGAUGGUGUGCCAUACAUAGAAAUAAAUACAUUAAAGGAUCAAAAGUGAAUAAAUGUGGAUGGAGUAAAGCUAAUAUAUCUGUUAAGAGAAAAUUACAUUUUCACUGUACAUGUACCGGUAUUCCAAAACAAAGUUUUUGUGGUCAAUGUUUCCUUUCAUAGGAGUAUAGAGGUCUUCAUUCCACCUUCUGUUUGUAUACUAUUUUCAUGUUGAUUCUGAGUUCAGAUCUUGUCAGUAUUUGCUCUCUUCUGGAACUCAAAGUGAAAAAGAAGAGUGGCUAUUUUAAUAUUGUAUGCUGUGUUAAUACAUUUGUAACAUGUAUAAAGGGGAUUUCAUUUUCCAGUCUGACAUAUGUUCUUGACUGUAAUCACAGUUGAAAAUCAUCUUUUUGUUGGUACUUUCAUAUUUGAUGCUUUCAUUUCUGGAUAUUACAUACACAGUAAUUAUUCAUUGAAAAAGUCACAAAAUAAUCCAAAAAUAAAUAAUUAUUCAUACAUUUAUGUCAAAUGGAUCACACACAGCCAUAUUACUGAUAUUUCAUGCCAUGUAAGUACACUGGGUCUGGAAAGCUGUUGGCAAAAAAUCCCUGAUACACAUAUACUGCUGACAUUUCAGUGUUGAAAAAAUUGGAGCUGGGUUGCAGUUUUUGUUUUAAUUUGCCAACUGUAAACUGAAAAUUAUUUUGAACUGUAAAGGCAUUCUAAUGAAGAAUAUGUUAAAAAUUAUCUGUAGAUGGCAUACCAUUUCCCCAUGUCUCAUACAUUUCAAUGAUCAUAUCAAAUUGAUGGAUACCAUACCAUGUAAUUACUAGGAUAGAAUGUUAGUAUUAUUUUACUGUAAUACACAUUUAACAGUGAAACUUUUAUAAAAUACACAUUGUUCCAGGCAAUUUUACUGUUAAUGUUUGCAAAAUUUCCAAAUGUAUUAGUUGGAAGAUAAUUGAUAUCUUUAUUGAAUAUAUGUCAACACGGUUAAUUAUAAGGCCUGGCAUUAGAUUUGUGGGUACAGAAAAUGCAUACCAAUUCAAAGCAGCUGUAGAUAUUUGUACUUCAAAUAUGUAACUGUUACGUAUCAUAAUGGAUUAUGUUUUGCCAAAAGCUUCAAUGUUUGUUUAGUCAGGCCUAUAAGUACAUGACUUUUGCCCAUUAAAUUGCUUUGAAAUUGUGCAUUAGGUAUGACAUUCCUAGGUAAUUUAGAGACGAGUGCUUUACAUUUCAUUCACAUUGCUACAAUGUAUAGAAAAAUGUUUUGUUUGUAAUUUUUUUUUAAAAAAAUGGGAUCACUUUAGAUUGUAUUUGUAGAAGAUUUUUUUUUUAUUUUUUUAAUUUAUGAUUCUGCAUUGAGAACGUGCAACUGAUUUCAGAAUGUGUUGAAUUGUUUGAGAAAUUU
Molecule: messenger RNA, 6324 nt
Organism: Schistocerca serialis cubense
Lineage: Eukaryota; Metazoa; Arthropoda; Insecta; Orthoptera; Acrididae
Product: dystrophin-like
Exons: 21
Coding region: 1-3132 (1043 amino acids)
Biological process (GO): synaptic signaling
Cellular component (GO): plasma membrane
Molecular function (GO): protein binding; zinc ion binding
Source: RefSeq, a predicted model, not a curated record